Molecule: messenger RNA, 810 nt
Organism: Suillus plorans
Lineage: Eukaryota; Fungi; Basidiomycota; Agaricomycetes; Boletales; Suillaceae
Exons: 2
Source: RefSeq, a predicted model, not a curated record
ACGUGUGCGUAUGUCGGACAACUUGUACUAACCAGUUAAAGGUGCUCCUGCUAUACCUCUGCACUCGCGAAUGCCAUAGCCUUAGGGAAUCCCCCGCUGGUCGUUUCAUACGCAGUCCAUCGAAGAUGGGUAACUGGUUCCCCAGUAAUGGGAGUGUAAGUGUCUAUGUCAUAAGGUACAAUUGGUAUUCCAAGGCGGACAAUCAAUGUAUUAGAUGUUGAUGGUUUCAAUGCGGCUUUCCAAGUUGUAGGGUGCAUCUCUACAAAAUUUUCUCCUCGUGAAAGCGAACCUUGUCUGACAUGGUCAUUCCAGAAAAAUAAAUCACCAUAGAAGUCAAGAAAGUCCAUGUGUAUCCGCUCUGGCUCCCUCCUCAAUUUUCCCACCUGUCAGGAUCUUCUUCAGGCCUACAAUAGGGAUGGUGAGGACACUUAGUCAUGAUGGUACCUUUCUUGCAGGAGUUUGGUUCUGCUGUCGUCUUCUUCUCCAGUGUUAUCUUAUGCACAAUGCAAGAUUCCGCACACGGAGUUCCCCCAACUGGCGGGCAGGGCUCGAAUUCAGGCGUACAAUAUGCAAUCGAGCGCGCGUUGUUCUCGGAGAUCUCGCAGUUAACUCAGGAACAUUCUGAUCGAGAAGAACCCCCACCAUUUUUUGAAGGAAUACAAACAGAUCUUUCCCCUCCUGUCUUUGUUCUCCGGUUAAGCUUCACCCUUCAAGUGGCAUCGUCCGAGAUGGGUUCGAAGAACAAAAGCCAGGUGCCACGUCUGCCAAUUCUACCAACGGAUCCUAUUUCACGCCACCUUUCGUUGUUUG